AUGCCAUCAACCUCAACAUCGAGCGAACAACAAUUUCGAGAAUCCCUAAGAUCCUUUCGUUGGGCUUCUAAUUCCGGCGGCACAUCAACCACGAAGUCUACAACGCCCCUGUCGAGACUGACCGAAACUACGUCAAACUUUUUCGGCAGCGUCAGUAAUAGGGUGCAAGGUUAUGUGCCUUUGACCGGAAACGCAGAGCAGGAAGAGGGGUGGUUUACUCUAACAAGGUGGCAACGUCUCGCCGGGUUUGCAGUAUGUCUUGCGACAGCUGCUCUUUGUUUCAUAAUCACGGACAACAAAGGCUUAGUUUUACUAGGACUCAUAGCAUGCUGUUUAUUUGCUCUUGGACAAGCAAGCGACAACACUCCCGAUGCUAAGAAUGCUAUUCCUUUGCGAACUCACUCUCUAUACAUGCCCUAUAUUGACCAGGAACUACAAAAUCGAUGGUUUGACUUUGGAGGAGAUGCUGUAAUCAAUACUAAUAGACACGUGCGUCUAACUCACGAUCGUCAGUCUCAGUCGGGAUGGUUAUGGAGUCGUCUGCCUUUGACUGCUACCAAUUGGCAAGUUGAGUUUGAAUUCAAAAUCGAUGGAUCCAAUCCUGUACUAUUUGGGGAUGGUAUGGCUGUAUGGUUUACCAAACAACGCACUCAGUCUGGUCCGGUCUUUGGGUUUAUGGAUUAUUUUGAAGGCUUGGGCAUCUUUUUUGACACUUAUGCUAAUUCUAGACAGUCGCAUUCGUUUCCAUAUGUAAUGGCUAUGAAAGGAGAUGGCAAGACUUCCUAUGAUUUGGCCAGAGACGGUAAAGCCAAUGAACUUGCUGGAUGUGAGGCCGAUAUUCGAGGCAGACAACUCCCAACUAAAGCUCGCAUAAAUUUCUACAAGGAUAACUAUCUCGAGCUUAAAUUGCAUUACAAAGACUGGGAUCAAUGGGAGCCAUGUUUUACUCUUUCGAACGUCUCACUUCCGACAGUCUACUAUCUUGGGUUUACUGCAUUGACCGGAGAGGUUUCUGAUAAUCACGAUAUCAUAAGCGUUGCAACGAACAAUAUCAUAGCCCUUCCACAAAGAAUGAAACAUCCUGAGGUGGAAUUCAAUGCACUACCAGCAUUCCUCAUCAAGCUGGACUGGUCUUCUCUUUAUGUUAAAGCUCAUUGCUACGGUUGUCUUUAUCGGAAUACUAAUUAUGGUAUAUAG
Molecule: messenger RNA, 1197 nt
Organism: Paraglomus brasilianum
Lineage: Eukaryota; Fungi; Glomeromycota; Glomeromycetes; Paraglomerales; Paraglomeraceae
Source: the annotation of a GenBank genome assembly